CAAAAUUUAAGUUCCUAUAAUAUAAACAAUCGAUAGGCAAAGUUUCACAAAAAUCUCAGUGCAGGUUCUAUUUCAGCGUAAUGACCUUAAGUGCCUCAAAAUUCAUUUUUAUUGUAUUGCAUAAUAUUGAACAUGGACAGCACGACAUAAGGUGUUGUUUCAAUUAGGGGAGAAUUCCCAGAGAGAAAAAAAUCCAACAAAAUCACUGAAUCUGAGCAGAACUUUUCACUUAUAGCAGCUUUGUGAUAUUCAUUUGUCAAUCUAGAACUGCAUUAUAUUCCUGUCCAAAAAAAAGUUCUCAGUGUAUUGUCAACACUGUGUUUUAACGGGCAGUUCAUAAAGGGUGAGAAAAACCUGUAAGACAGCUGAAGAUCAGUUUCUAAAAACAGAAAGAUGCAAGCUGCAUAUGGAUUCAGCAAGUGAUCUUAUCUAAGGGUUCAUAAUCAACACCAUAUUCUAUUUAGGCUCAGCUAAUGAAAAGUUAAAGACUAUAAGAGACACUUUUGCAAGCCAUAUUGGUAGAUGUAGGGGUAGUAUUUUGUUAGGAAGUUGUUGCAAAUUCUCAAACUUCACAAUACGGUAAUUAGUCAAGUUACAAAGGAAAACAUUAACCAAAAUUGUAAUUUGGAUGUAAAUGACAUUAAUGUUUACAACAGAAUUUAUUUUUUUGUUCCCUAGUUUUCCUUAGGAAUAUAUCAAACAUUCGAUUUUUCAUGAUGUUAUAUCAAACAUUCGAUUUUCCUGAUAUUUUCAAAGUGAACACAAAAAUUGUUUUCCACUGUCAUCUCAUUGUUUGGAAAUGUAGUGAAAUAUUGUCAGUUAUGCUUGAUAUACCCGGUUAUAUUAUUCCUCUAUUGUUUACUGCCCCUUUAAAUAACAUGUAAACUCUGAAGUUCAAAACCUAACUAACAAUUUCUAUUUUGGCUGCCGUCAAUCGUGAUCUGACAGGACAACGAUCAACUGGUCUUGAAAAAAAGAAACAAACAACAUAGAUCAAAAUCUGCUAAUCGCAACCCACAGACGAUAUGUUUUAGCUGAAGUAAACUUCUGUUUCCUAAAAGUUCCACUAAGAUCUCUGACGGACGCAAAACACAAAACCGUUGAUUUCAAGAGUUGAUGUGUUAUUGAAUAGAGCAGUGAUAAUCUGUUGAACAACGAUCUGACCAUACAGUGUAUAUUUAAAAAUUUUUACAUCUGUGUGUGUUUGGCAUAAAGAUAUGACAUAACCUUUUUGGACAGAGUAGGAAAUAUAAUGCAAUCAUAAUUCGAUCUCUUCAUGACCAGAGUUUUAUACCAUUGUGACGUCUUUUGUAGGAGAAAGAGCCUGAUACAUGAGUGAAUUUUCUAUAAACUGGAAAUAGCAAAAUUCAUUAACAUGCUAGCUUUAAAAUUUAUUUAAAGGGAGAAUUUGGGGACUAGCAAAUUUAAUAAAACAAUUGUGAACAGGCAUUUCUUUUUUCAUUCCUUCGUUACCCAGGGAAUGGGUCACUUUAACGAUGCCACUCAAUUUAUCAUGCCAGAUUUUGAAAAUAUGCAAAUGUUCAUUACAAUCCAAUGCAAACUCAUGAAAACAUGGGACCCCGAACUUGCCAAAUUUUGCAAACAAAUGUAAGUCAGGAGACAAGGGGUUUGCCCUGUAGCAAACAUUUUCAAAAAAUUGUCAAGUUUGAUAAAUCCCAUAUUUCUAUGAUUUUGCAACAGAUUCUUACAAAACUUCACUUUUUACCAAAUUCAACAGGGUAAAUUGAUCUACAAAGGAGAGUUUUGGUUUUUGUGUUUAUAUGAAAAAAAUGGGAAACAUUGUUGAUAUUGUGUGACCCGUUGAAGCCUCAUCUCAAACGUAAAUUGUUGGAGUUUGUACAAGUAAGUCACAUUUUUCUAACUAACAAACUAGUUCUAACCAAGUUUUCCUUUGUCACAAUUAUUUUGGUAUUAACUAAGAGCUGUUCAUUUGCCCCUCUGCAUUUCAUCCAACAUUUACAUUUUUAUCUCUUGGUAAGCGAUACAACACCAACAGGCGCUGAUCAUUCUAACUGUGUGGUCUGAAAGGUCACGCGCAGUCUAAGUCACGCAACAGUCGCAUCCAGGGCCUUCUUUUUCCGUUGGGCGCGACAUUUGCAAUUCAAAACAUCCAGUUCGUUCACUUCCGUUUCAUCUGCUUGUAGUACAUUAUGUAAAACGGAAGUUAGGGAAAUGCUAACCUCUGAACUCAUUUCCUUUCACAACUCUAAAACUCAAGAAUGGACUCUCAAGCGGACAAGUUUUUUUACAGAAGCUAGAGCGAAAACAGAAAAUGAGUAUCAGAAGGCGUUACUGGGUGUGCUUUGUACUUGAUCUCAAAGCUAUUAAGUACCCCAGUACUUCACACAACGCCGACUGUUCUAUUUUGUCGCGAAAUGUUCCAACUUAGCGAAACGUUUGAGAUUUAGGUAACUCUUGCAAGGCAAGAAAAUUCCAAUCCGAUUAACACUUAGGGCAAAGGAAAUUGAGAGAACCGCAAAAACAGAACAGAGGUUCUCUAGUAUUGAGGUGAGUUACGUUACCAACUUUACCCCAACAGUACGGGUCAAUGAUUGCUACACUUAUUAAAUCGUAAGUGCAGUUUCAUCAGCCGUCAACUUUGCUGCACAGUUUUGAAAAGGGCGCUUUAUAAGGCACAGGACUUUAAUUCAGCCAGAGGCACUUGAAAAGACAGGUCUCCGGCUGUAACUAAUGAUUUUAUUACUCCAGAACUUGACGAACCAGCUCACAUCAUCAUUUGAUAAUCAUAACAAAAACAUUGAACAGAAGAUCAGAGCUUUUGUUUUCCAUUAUGACCUCGUGGUAGCAUCUGCUCUAUUGUUGUUACAGCUCGUCAAAGGCUCCUUGAAUCUGCAAACUAAAGCUUCGACCACUUCGCUUCUCUUUGAAAUAUUUAAGCUGGAAGGGCGAUGGGGGAAUCUGAUAGCGUUGUCAAGCUGGAAUGGAAAAUGGAAGGUUGGAAGGACAAAACAAAGGCCUUAAAAGAGGAGAUGAAGAGACAAAGCGAGGCGAAUGAGCUGUUCUUUGUCAAAAAUGCCAAAGAAAUCAACAUGGCCGAGUUUCAAGAAAGCCAAAGUAAUAAAUAUACUUUUGGUAUCAUGGGGAUGACAGGAGCCGCUGUAGUCAAUCUUCUGCGCCGCAUUAUCAUGGAAUACCGCGAGACGGACAGCGGUCCUUAUUUUCUGAAGUUCGCCGCUGACAAAAAAUUUAAGGUUGAGCUCAUGCCCACCGCGCUGUAUCCGGGACAUGGGCUGAUUAAAGUUGUCGGAAGACUGAAGUACUAUUCAUAUCCAGAAAUGUGCUCUUUGCUGACUAAAAGUGGUGUUACGAGUAAAGGCCUGGGUGACAUGACUUACAAGCUGAAUACGAAAGGCAUGAAGUCUGCAUUGUUCAAUGCGGUGAGUCCCAUGAACGAACUUCACUUCAUGUUACUGUUUGAGAUCGCGCGGAGACUGGUGCGGGAUUCUGAAGGGAAGCCCGUGUCGACCGAUCCCGCGCUUGAUCUACUUCCGGUUGGUGUCGUCAUCGGUCGUGUCAUUGAGCUUCUCCGCGUUGAAAAAGACGCCGUGCUGAGUUAUGAGAAAGUCUUCGGCGAUCAGCAGCCGCUAAACUGGUUCACAGAGAAUAACACUAUCCUGAAGCGACAGAAAAUGGCAGCUAUUAAUAAAAUGUACUUCGAAAAGUUUGUCAAGGGGCAGGAAGACGAGAUCCCCUUCAUUCGCAGAUUUCUGGAGGAAAACAAGAAUGGUUAUAUUAUAAAAACAUUACAAGGUUACCUUGACGACCUGAAAGAAGUAUUCGGUGAAAUGUGACGUAUUAUGAACAAAGUAACUCAAGUUGUUCCUCAGUAAUAAAUAAAAACAAGCAAAGGUUUUCUCCGGACCAGCAUGCACUGCGGUCGCGCAAGUGUGUAACGCCCGCAGUGCUUAUCAUAUAUCGAAAAAAAGAAGAGAAUUAAAAGAUAGACAAAAUGAGGUGAUCUGUGCUGUCCAUCUUUCACAAGAUCUGAAUUGUUGUGACAAUGAAAGAAUUUGAGCAAUCUAUAGCUACGGUUGUACGGUUGUACAUUAAACGUACUGGUUUUAGUAUUCGAUUCCGGGAGGGGGAAGAUAUGAAAAGGUCAGGGGGUACUAGUGAGAAAAUUUGACUUAGACAAUAUGGGCGUGGCUCGAGCUUUAUUUGACACCUAGAAGACGCCAUUUCAAACGGAAAUGACAGCGUAUUUUUAUUAUUUCUUUGAGUGCGCGGUAAAAGAUACUUUGACGGUUAAAAUCGUGGCGUUUUACCGUGAAAAUGUCACCCUAAGUGAGGAUGUAACCCCAACCUCGUUCCCAGGGUCUCUCCUCGCUCGUCGCAGGGGGCAGUGAGAUGAGAGACCCUGGGAACGAGGUUGUCAUAAUCUUUGAUUUACACCCCAAAGUGAGAUGAUGAGUAUCCCCGACCUUUUCAUACGAGGGUCCCCCGGGAGGGUUCGAUUACAGGUCCUACGGACCGUCAGGAGGUUUCCGCGAGGAAUUUUCAUCGAAGUCUACCUUAACGAAACAUAUGAAUGUCACUUUUCCAGCCAGUGUUGUACUUCUGUUGUUAAUUUCGUUUAUUUAUUAUUUUAUUUCAUUUCUGUUGAGUUGUAGAUGCUCUAAUAAAACAUUUUUAGAAAUUAACGAGUGGAUACUAACGGGAAUCAAACUGACGUUGAAUAUGUGAAAAUGUUAGUUCAAGAAUCUAGCCGAUCAAAACAAGUGUCUAGAGAGCGGCCAUAUUUUCUUUGUGCCAAGGCCCCGCCGGAUAAGAAGGAAAAGGAGGCCCUGGGAACUAGAACGGCAAGGACUACCUGUGAUGUAGAUUUUGCUUAAAUCGACAGCCCAUCCUAGUAUAUAACAUUUUCAUCCUCCAGCAAGACAUCCACGCAACGCGUUGGCGGCGGAAAAUCGUACCUCGCAGCUUUAAUUCUGCGCAUCCCUAACUCUACUUGCGGGCUGCAGUGGCGGAAAGAGCGGCGGACCGUAAUACAGUACGCGAGGAUGUCGCUCGGUUGAUGUACUUUUACUUGGGCAAGCAUGAAUUUUUUUGGCAUUUCAUUGUUAACUGAAGAAAACAAGGCUCCCCCUGCUUGCUGUGAGGUUCUCUAGCUUAUAUGGUUAGUGCUGGUGUGCUUGUAUGGAUGCAAUAUGUAAAGAGGGAUGGUGGAAAUAUCGCGGGGAAAUAAAGUAUUCGGAAGCCUUCUUGGGUUAAAUUGAUUCCCCAAGAAAACAACACAUCAGCUUCCCACUGGUGACGUGAAAAUGCUGCUGGUUCUCGGGAAAAUUGGGAAAGCAUGUAAAGUUGGUAACUUUUUUUUGUUUAGAAGAUAGACGAAAUUCUCGCCAUUUUUUUCAAACUUGGAGCCUGGCGUGCGGCCAAAACUCCCGAAUGCUUAUUACGCUUUUCCGCUCUGAACGCAAUGCGCAAGGUAAAUUAUGCGCGGAAGAACUGGGUUCUACGUCUAAAAAUAUCUUGAGAAGAACAACUUU
Molecule: messenger RNA, 5531 nt
Organism: Orbicella faveolata
Lineage: Eukaryota; Metazoa; Cnidaria; Anthozoa; Scleractinia; Merulinidae
Source: RefSeq, a predicted model, not a curated record